CUGCGCGAGCGGUGCCAGCUGCCCACCUACAUGAAGUGCCCCGCGCCGCGCUGCACCGAGGCGUUCAACGGGCCUGAUGCCUGGGACCACCGCAUGGAGCACGUCGCGCGGCACCUGGAGAAGGCCGCGCUCGGGCAGGAGCAGGCCGUCCUCUUUGGCGGGCCGGCGGACCCCUCGCUGAUGGGCUGGGCCACCAAGAGCGACGUCGCCAUCGUGCGGCCCGUGGGCCAGGGCGGCUGGCUGCUGAACAACCCGCUCCAGGCGGCGAGCGGCGGCAGGGGCGUGGGGAGGAAGAGGGACGUGACCACGCCGGCGUUUCCGAGCCUCAGCACCGCGUCGUCCGUGUUCGACAGCGGCAACUCCAGGGCUGUGUCCUUCUCGGUCGGCGAGCUGAGUGCCGCGGCGUCGGUCAAGAGCGAGAUCUUUGUCGAUGAGGGGGAUGAGGAUGCUGAAGGGGAGGAUGAAUGAUGAUAAAAUCGCCCGCAACAUUCUCUCUCCUUAGGUCUUUUGUUGUCUCUUUGCCCUACCCUUUCUCUAUCCCCGCUUCUUUUUCUUUUUUCCUGCAAUUUCUUUUCGCGAUGAUCAAGAUGUCUGGAUAGUUAUACCCUAUUUCCCAUGUCCUCUUAUUUAGUCUAUAGUUGGUUACUUACUUCGGUACUGUGUAUUACUCAAAAGGAAAAAAAAAGAAAAAAGAAGGGGAUGGUGUAACGAGGGGAAAGAAGGGAAGAAAGAAGAAGAAGAAGAAAAAAGCAGGUUGAUUAAGCACUUUUGUCUCUUCCAACAAAACACACGCUGUUUGCUAGCUUGCAGAACCCAACUUUUGCUUUUCUCGGGGUGCAGUCGUCUUUCUGGUUUCCGUUUUUUAUGACACAUCAUGAUCAACAGUGCACAAAAAUCUGUCACUACAUUGGCAAGCACAUACAAUUGCAGAGAAUAGCAAGAGAACACUUUUUGUAUUGCCC
Molecule: messenger RNA, 962 nt
Organism: Cryphonectria parasitica EP155
Lineage: Eukaryota; Fungi; Ascomycota; Sordariomycetes; Diaporthales; Cryphonectriaceae
Exons: 1
Coding region: 31-468 (145 amino acids)
Source: RefSeq, a predicted model, not a curated record